GUAUGAUCUCGAGCUCAGUACAGCACAGCACAGCCAGCCAGCUUUCUGCUCUCAACUCAAUGACGAUAGAAUACCGCGCAUACAGACCACCGGCGGCGUCUGACGACCCGACACAAAAGUCCGAGGAGAAGGACUUGACGGCGAUCCAGAAUCUGAUAGACCAAGUCCUGCAAGAGCCCUACGGGAUUUACGUCUACCGCUACUUCAUAUACCAAUGGCCACAUCUCUGCUUUCUCGCUCUAGAGGACGGCAAUGUGAUUGGCGUUAUUGUAUGCAAGCUUGAUCCACAUCGGGCAGUCAGGAUGAGAGGCUACAUAGCGAUGAUUGCGGUCGUGACAAGACUACGCGGGAAAGGGAUCGCGAGCCAGCUGCUUUCGCUGGCGGUGUCAAAGAUGAUUGAGCUCAAGGCGGACGAGAUCGUGCUGGAGACAAGGACAGAUAACGAGGCUGCGCUGCGGUUGUAUGAGCGGCUGGGAUUCGUGAGGAGUAAGCGCAUGCAUCGGUAUUAUCUGGACUCGAGCGAUGCGUAUAGACUUAUCCUGCCGCUGACGGAGGAGAGUACGAUACGAUCUUGUGUGCUCGCUAGUGAGGGAGCGAGUGCGCCGAAUGAGCAGGACAAUGGGAUGUAUGUCUAAAUGUGUAUCGAGAGCCGGAUAGUAGGAUAGACUAGAAAUGGGUUUGGUUUACGGUGUACAGCAGGGCUACAG
Messenger RNA from Myxozyma melibiosi, 707 nucleotides. Its product is annotated as acyl-CoA N-acyltransferase. Gene Ontology annotation, molecular function: protein-N-terminal amino-acid acetyltransferase activity. The record is from RefSeq and is a predicted model, not a curated record. Lineage: Eukaryota; Fungi; Ascomycota; Lipomycetes; Lipomycetales; Lipomycetaceae. Gene Ontology annotation, biological process: N-terminal peptidyl-methionine acetylation. The annotation marks the transcript as partial. Gene Ontology annotation, cellular component: NatC complex. The transcript has a single exon.